AAAAAUAAUAAUAAAAACUCCUCGGCAAAUUUCUAUCGAAAUAUCUGUUUAUCCGUUCCAGCGUCAAGGGAGGACGUUUGUUUUGAACUGAAAUGGUAUAAUUUAGUUCUCUGAAGUCAAGCUGAUUGUUUCUCUGUAAAACUUGCACUUCAGCAAUGGCUAUCGGCGGUCUGGUUUCCAACCGGAGUUUCGGUUCUUUUAUUGGUUCAGGUAAAGUAUGUCUAGGGGAGCAAACUGUCUCGAUUCACAGGGGAGACAGAUCAGGCAUUGCUUUUGUGCAUGGGAACAUGUUUUACCGAAAGUUAUGGGGUCAAAAAGCCAAUGGUUUUGUGCCUGGAUACGCAUGUGGCCAAUUCCUUCGGAACACCGUCCAUUUAGAUGAGAACACUUUGAAACCUCUAUCAAUUUCAUCUAAUGGCAGGCGACUAAAUUCUUCAAUGUCACUGUGCUACUGUGAGAAGUCUCACAAAGUUCACUCUCAACAAAGAUGUAGAGGAAGAUUUGGAUGUUAUUCUCUUCAAAGUCCAUUGCCCGGAGGUUGGCUGGAGCCAAGUGACAACGAUAGAAUAAGAAAAAGGGGUACUUGCGUUUACUAUAAAUCUGAGGAGUUUGACAUAACAGAAGCGAAGGUGGUUUCUUUGCCAUCUGCAGAUGGAACUAACGAAGCUGUUUUAGUUGGGGGAGACAUGCAAGAAGCCGUCCCUUUGUGGCAAAAUUUUCCAAAGCGCUGGGUUAUGGUGCUGCUUUGUUUUGCAGCAUUCCUGUUAUGCAAUAUGGACCGUGUCAACAUGAGCAUUGCAAUACUCCCCAUGUCAAAAGAGUUUAACUGGAACAGUGCAACAGUUGGUUUGAUUCAAUCCUCUUUCUUCUGGGGCUACCUGCUCACUCAGAUUCUCGGAGGCAUAUGGGCAGAUAAAAUUGGUGGGAAGCUAGUCCUGGGCUUUGGAGUUAUCUGGUGGUCAGCAGCUACUAUUUUGACACCUAUUGCUGCGAGAAUUGGACUUCCAUUUUUGCUAAUUAUGCGUGCUUUUAUGGGAAUUGGCGAGGGUGUUGCUAUGCCUGCAAUGAACAACCUACUUUCAAAGUGGAUUCCAGUGUCAGAGAGAAGUAGAUCACUUGCACUUGUGUACAGUGGCAUGUAUCUUGGUUCUGUUAUUGGACUGGCUUUCUCUCCUAUCUUAAUCAGCAAGUUGGGUUGGCCAUCUGUAUUUUACUCAUUUGGCUCCCUUGGAAGCAUCUGGUUUGCAUUAUGGCUGAGAAAAGCUUAUAGCUCCCCAAAGGAAGACCCAGAGCUUAGUAAAGAAGAAAAGCAACUAAUCAUGGGAGGCAGCAUAUCCAGGGAACCUGUCAAGGUCAUUCCAUGGCGAUUAAUAUUAUCAAAAGCCCCUGUUUGGGCUCUUAUAAUUUCCCACUUCUGCCAUAAUUGGGGAACUUUUAUUCUCUUGACAUGGAUGCCUACAUACUACAAUCAGGUUUUGAAGUUCAACCUCACGGAAUCGGGACUCCUCUGUGUAUUGCCAUGGUUGACUAUGGCUGCCUUUGCAAAUAUAGGAGGAUGGAUAGCAGAUACACUAGUGAGCAAAGGUCUUUCUGUAACAUCAGUUCGUAAGAUCAUGCAAUCAAUAGGCUUUUUGGGGCCUGCCUUUUUCCUUACACAGCUAAGCCAUGUCAAGACACCUGCUAUGGCAGUGCUGUGCAUGGCAUGUAGUCAGGGAUCUGAUGCAUUCUCACAGUCUGGUCUUUACUCCAAUCACCAAGACAUCGGCCCACGAUAUGCUGGUGUUCUAUUAGGACUUUCAAACACAGCCGGAGUGCUGGCCGGUGUGUUUGGUACUGCUGCUACCGGUUACAUACUCCAACGAGGUUCCUGGGAUGAUGUGUUUAAGGUGUCAGUUGCUCUGUACAUCAUAGGCACGUUAGUCUGGAACUUAUUUGCAACCGGAGAGAAAGUUCUGGACUAAGAAAAUGUAGAAAAAUGGUAUACGAGAAAGAAAGGAAGCCGCCGACAUAAUGAAAAAGAUGGCAACUUUCUGAGUAAUAGAAUGAAGCAGACAUGCCAGGGUGAAUGGAAAAAACCCUGCUGAAGACAGCAGAGAGCGGUAUUUAAAAAACAUUGUACCAACAUGUAAGGCCCUCCUACUUCAAACAACAUUUUGAGUUGGCUGGAAAAUUGUGUAUUUUUCAGGCCGAAGUUCCUUGUUUCA
Hibiscus syriacus is the source of this 2204-nucleotide messenger RNA. RefSeq names its product ascorbate transporter, chloroplastic-like. The record is from RefSeq and is a predicted model, not a curated record. Lineage: Eukaryota; Viridiplantae; Streptophyta; Magnoliopsida; Malvales; Malvaceae. Gene Ontology annotation, molecular function: transmembrane transporter activity. Bases 156 to 1961 code for a protein of 601 amino acids. The transcript has 12 exons. Gene Ontology annotation, biological process: transmembrane transport.